AAACGCCCAUGAUUGUGAACCGCCCACUUCCGGUUUACUGAGCCCGCUGACUAGAUUAAGCAGUCAGUGCUGAGAGAAAAACCAUCUGGCGGCUUUCAGCAGGUCUAUUAAAAGAAAUUUGCAAGGCUGCAUUCUGAUGGCGGCAACCUCCCAGCUGUUUCAGGUAAUCCGUGGCAGGGGGUUUGGUCGUACUUGGGUGCAAUCUGCUUUGUGCCAAACCUGUUUUCAAGUCCAUCAUCCAUGUAACAGUGGCUACCAACCAAAUGCAACUUCAGAUCCAAGUCAUCCCCUGUCACGGAGCUACAGGACUUCAGCUGCACGGCUCACGUACUACCUCACACCACCUCAGGUAAACAGUAUCUUGAAGGCCAAUGAGUACAGCUUCAAAGUGCCUGAGUUUGAUGGUAAAAACAUCAGCUCAGUCAUGGGGUUUGAUUGUAAUCAACUUCCAGCCAAUUCCCCUAUUGAGGACCGGCGUAGUGCAGCAACGUGUUUGCAGACACGUGGCAUGUUGUAUGGAGUCUUUGAUGGGCAUGCAGGCUGUGCCUGUGCCCAGGCGUUGAGUGAGAGACUCUUUUACUAUAUAGCCGUGGCCUUGCUUCCGCACGAGACACUUGCUGAGCUGGAGAAUGCUGUGGAGACCGGCCGGCCCCUUCAGCCUAUCCUGCAGUGGCACAAACACCCAAAUGACUACUUCAGCCGUGAGGCAUCGCGCCUCUAUUUCAACAGCUUGCGUACAUACUGGCAGGAGCUGCUGGACCUAAGUACACCUGGAGAACGGCCUGAGGUUUCUGAGGUGCUGCGAAGCGCUUUCAAGCGUCUGGACAAUGAUUUCUCUUUGGAGGCACAGGUAGGGGAUGCUAAUGCCUUCCUGCACUACUGGGUGUUACGUGUGGCUUUCUCAGGUGCUACGGCAUGUGUGGCACACAUAGACGGUGCUGAUUUACAUGUGGCAAAUGCUGGUGAUGGACGUGCUGUUCUGGGUGUACAGGAGCCCGAUGGCUCGUUCUCGGCACUCACCCUCACCAACGAUCACAACGCACAGAACGAGGCUGAGGUCCGUCGUGUACGUUCUGAGCACCCACAAGCUGAAGCCAAGACAGUGGUGAGGCAGGACAGGCUGCUAGGUCUCCUCAUGCCUUUUCGUGCAUUUGGUGACGUCAAGUUCAAGUGGAGUGUGGAACUUCAGCGGUGUGUGCUUGAGUCAGGCCCAGACCAGCUUCAUGAGAAUGAGCAUGCCAAGUUUGUGCCACCAAACUACCAUACACCACCGUAUCUGACAGCUGAGCCUGAGGUGACCUAUCACCGGCUUCGGCCACAAGACCGAUUCCUAGUACUUGGAUCGGACGGAUUGUGGGAGACACUGCAUCGGCAGGAGGUGGUUCGUAUCGUUGGGGAGCAUCUAACUGGAGUUCACCAGCAACAACCCAUCAGUGUGGGCGGCUACAGAGUCACACUGGGCCAAAUGCAGGGGCUUCUACAGGAGAGGAAGGCACGUGUCUCCUCUACGUUUCAAGACCAGAAUGCAGCCACGCACCUGAUCCGCCACGCUGUAGGCAGUAAUGAAUUUGGCAUGGUGGAUCACGAAAGGCUAUCCAAGAUGCUCAGCUUGCCAGAGGAGUUAGCGCGCAUGUACAGAGAUGAUAUCACCAUCAUUAUAGUGCAGUUUAACCCACACGUCAUAGGAGCUCAGCAGAACUGAAUGUACUGUUUAGUCCUUUGUUUUCCGUUAUACAGCUUCUGUAAACAGUCAUGAGUAGAUGAUGAGCAGUAUGCUAGUGGUGGGGUGUGCAUGUGUGUGCAGGGCUAACAUAUCAUGCUGUAUUAUAUUAUGCAUCAUAAUCACAGUUCAGUCUGUACUUUUGAGGUCAGCAGUGUGUGUGUGUUGGGGGUGGGUGGGUGGGGGUGUGUGUGUCAUGAAAUAGAAGCCUGGUUUUAACUUACCCAUGUCUGAGGUUGUUUUGUUAGUUUUCAUGAAUAAGCUACAAUGCUUGUUAAAUGAAGUUGACUUGGUUUUUUUUUUUAUCAUUUCCGCUGCAUCCUAAUAAUGUGUGUCGAAGCCAAAAACUAAGGAGAUUUCAUUAUUGCCCACUCCUGGAAAUGCAGCUUUGAAAUAAUUGGUCAAGUUACAGGUUAUGAUGCUUAUUAUAUUAUUCUCAAUACAUUGCUGUAUUUAUAUUUGAAAGAAACUCAAAUUCUCAGUCAACUGCAACCUUUUCUUUGCAUGGAUUGCCUGGACUAACUAAGCACAAGUUUAUUUAUUCAUUGGUCACACAUUCAUUUUUAGAUUUUUUUUGCACAUCUGUUGUCUGAAUACAUCUGCAAGACAUGUGUUUUUGUUUUUCUAUAGACCACACAAAGCUUUGUAUAGACAUAUGAAGGCUAAUUAUGCAGUCUAAUCAGAUUAUCACUAGAAAAUCAUCAUAAAGUUAAUCCUAAAUAUGCCUUUGAGAUGGCUGGAUAUGGUGCAGUUGUUUAGUGUUCGUGUCUCUGCAUUUGUUUUCGCAACUAAGGCAAAUGCAGUAUUGUAUUGAUACCCAUGUAAAUUAGUAGCAGGAGCAAAGCACACACUGUGUCUGCUCUGUGUUGUAAGUGCAGUGUAUACUACUUUAUUUUAUGGCUUGUUUCAUUGAGGGAUUUUGUUACUGAUAUAAGUGAGGAAAGUUGUUUUUCUAUACAAUUGCACAACUCUAUAUACUGUCUUUGUGUCUAUGCCAUUUUAUAGACUGGACCUGAUUAGUUCAGCCUCUGUACUGUCUUCAAGUGAGAACCGUGUCAUGCGAGUGUUGGAGCGCUUGACAGGCCGAAUAUAUUUUCUCUUCCACGCAUGGUGUGAGUAGUGAUGGAGGUCAGCAAAUGCCCUUUAGUGCAGUAAGUGUUACAGUUCUGAUUGUUUGUGGGUCAAAACGAAUGUAGCUUUAAUUUGCAGCUGAUUAUUAUCAGCCUCACUGUUCUGCAGUGAACACAAAUACACAUUUUAACAGCUUUUAAUAUACACCUGCAUGUAUAAUAAAUGAUAUUUAACUGCAAAGAAUUAAUCAUUUUGUUCAAUAAGGUUUUCUAACACACAGCCAACUUGAUGAAAUGUAUUAACAUGAUGUUGGGUUAUUAAAACGAUCAACACUAUUCACCUCUCUCUAAUGUUUGGUAUAUUAAGUAAAACAUAACAAGUUACAUCUGUAGAUAUAGUUAACUUUAAAUUUGCUUGUCUAGUACCUGAUCAUUUAUUUGGUUUAAUGCAUUUGAAGCAUUAAAUAUCCAUAUCUUGUAACAGGUAUUUUUAUAUGUAUAACGUGUACAUACUUGUGUAUGAAUAUGGGAUCUCUGGUAUUUUGUAUUUAAAUAUUUUAUUAAAACAUUACACCAGUU
This is a messenger RNA of Tachysurus fulvidraco (yellow catfish), 3369 nucleotides long. RefSeq names its product pyruvate dehydrogenase phosphatase catalytic subunit 1 (gene pdp1). The coding region runs from base 137 to 1702 and encodes 521 amino acids. Lineage: Eukaryota; Metazoa; Chordata; Actinopteri; Siluriformes; Bagridae. Gene Ontology annotation, molecular function: cation binding; protein serine/threonine phosphatase activity. Gene Ontology annotation, biological process: protein dephosphorylation. The record is from RefSeq and is a predicted model, not a curated record. The transcript is spliced from 2 exons.